This is a messenger RNA of Nothobranchius furzeri (turquoise killifish), 2599 nucleotides long. It is a transcript of the gene pcyox1, whose product is annotated as prenylcysteine oxidase 1. Gene Ontology annotation, biological process: prenylated protein catabolic process; prenylcysteine catabolic process. The record is from RefSeq and is a predicted model, not a curated record. Lineage: Eukaryota; Metazoa; Chordata; Actinopteri; Cyprinodontiformes; Nothobranchiidae. Gene Ontology annotation, molecular function: prenylcysteine oxidase activity.
CAAGUUUGCCCGGAAGUGUGUUGAGCAUCGUCUAUGGUUCUGGUUCUGAAGGGAACCCGUCGUUAGUUUUUUGAAGCUUCUACUUUAUCAGUGGUUAUGAUUUAUUUCUUACUUUUGUGUUGUUGUUUUUUUUAGUCAAAAAGUUGUUUUUGUUGAGCUGUAGAGAUAUUCUGAAGUGGAACUUCGCGUAAACUGCUUCUGGUUCAACACUCCUGGAACUGAUGAUGCUAAAUAGCUGCAGAUGCUCACAAUGAAUUUUCACACGCUGUCGCUUCGAGCCGUGCUCUUCCUGGGCCUUUAUCACUCCGGCAGGAGAAGUCUGACCUCGGCUUCUGGUCUGCAAGAGCCGCAGCCCCAUAAAAUAGCUGUGGUUGGAGCAGGUAUUGGUGGAACAGCAGCUGCGUAUUUUCUGAGGCAGGAGUUUGGACCUGCAGUCCAGAUUGAUGUGUUUGAACCCGGCACUGUGGGAGGGCGACUGGCGACAGCAAAGAUAGGGGGCCAUGAGUAUGAGACUGGAGGGGCAGUGAUUCAUCCUCUGAACCUACACAUGAAGCACUUCAUUGAAAAAUUAGGUAUUCCCCCAAGAAAUGACGUCCCCUCUAAAAUGGCCAUCUUCGAUGGAAAAGAGCUCGUGUUUGAACAGAGUGACUGGUUUAUCGUGAACUUUUUCCAAAUGCUCUGGCGCUACGGAUUCAGUUUCCUUCGAAUGCAGAUGUGGGUGGAGAGUGUUUUGGACAAAUUCAUGAGAAUCUACCAGUAUCAGCAGUUUGGCUAUGCGUUCACCAACGUGGAGAGGCUCUUACACGCCAUGGGGGGCGAUGGCUUCCUCACUCUAAUGAAUCAGACUCUGGAGGAGGCCAUGAUGGGAGAAGGCUUUUCUCAGGUCUUCAUUAAUGAUAUUGUUGCACCCAUUACUCGCGUCAACUAUGGCCAAAGUGUUCGCAUCAACGGUUUUGUGGGGGCAGUGUCGCUAGCAGGAGCGGACUCGGGCCUGUGGGCUGUAGAUGGUGGCAAUAAGCGAGUGUGCACAGGACUGAUUUACAACAGCAAGAGUGAGCUGAUCCACGCCAAAGUCACUUCAGUUACAAUGAAGAGUCGACCAUCCAAGAGAGGAAACGCCGUCAAUCUCUAUGAGGUUAAUUAUGUUGGAGAAUCGGGCUCGGCGCACUCUCUGUAUGACAUUGUGGUCAUAGCAACACCGCUUCAUCAGGGAAAAUCAGACAUCACGUUCUCAGGGUUCUGCCCUCCCAUCCCGUCUCACUAUCCGGGUCUGUACCACCAGACUGUCACCACUUUGGUCCACGGCAAGCUGAACAUGUCCUACCUGGGAACCACAGAGCCGGCCUCGAAGUUCACGGUGUCGGACAUCCUCACCACCGAUUCCAAGUACUGCGACAUCAACAGCCUGAGCUCACUGGACCCCGUCACCAUUCCUGGUGGUUACAAACGACCACGUGCCAGUCACACCACAGUCUGGAAGGUGUUCUCACCUCAACCCCUGACCCAGGACCAGCUGCAGAGGAUCUUCCUCUCUUACGAUUCAGUGUCCGAGACUCCGUGGCUGGCUUACCCCGCGUACCGUCCGCCACACAGAAAGACCCCUCCUUUCAUCCUGCACGACCGACUGUACUACCUCAACGCGGUGGAGUGGGCGGCUAGUGCCAUGGAGAUGAGCGCCAUCGCGGCCAGGAACGUGGCCCUGCUAGCACACCACCGCUGGCACCAGCAGCCCGGGAAGAUCGACCAAGAAGAUCUGCACACACGACUGAGAGGAGAACUUUGAGAAGAAUGAGAAAAUGCCACUUGAACACCAGCAGUAGCGUGGCAAAAUUGGAUACUUGUGUUGUGCUGAAAAAGAAAAGAAACACUGUGAAUCAAACUGCACUGAAGGGUGGACACUAGAGUCUCCCUGUUUCUUUCUACAACUGUUAGUUGUGAGGAACACCUUUUACAUUUUUGGCUCAUCCAAUCAGCUUUUCUUAACCUUUAGCCAAACGUUGCCCCUUCACACCAGAAGCUUCCUUUGUUCAUGUACUUAAAAUGUUUUAGUAAAGUCCCCUCUCUCUACCUCUUCAGCAGACUGAAGAUUAUAUUUAGAGUUCAGACAUUGAACAGCCAGAAUAAGAGAUAGUAUUCUUGAUGAUUCCGUUUUGAGCCUGUUUAUUUUAUUUGAACAUAACUGUAAUUAGACAGGGAAAUGUUAAAAAGCAAUCUGUUGUGAAAUUCAUCUUUAAAAAAUGCCUGUGCCUUAAAAAAUCGUGAUUUAUGUGUUUAUGAAAUAAUUAAAGUCACCUUUGAAGAAAGAUGCUGUAAAAGUUCGACAACUAAGGUGUUUUUCUGCAGGGUGUUGAGAAUAAUUCAAAGUAUUUUGAAACCAUGAGUGAUGGGUUAUUUGUUUUAUUAUUUUACGUUCUUCUGGUGCAAAAUUCUAGUUUAAUGAUUUUUAAAUGAUUCCAUUUAGAAAUGAUUUUUAUAUUUUUCAUUUUCUUCAAAAAGUGACAAAACAUUCAUUGUGCACUUUACCCAGAUUUCAGUUUCACGCCUUCCUGUGUUUAAAGGUGUUUACCAUCACAAUACAUUAAAGAAAACUUGAUCGAUG